AUGUGGGGUGGGCUGGAUUUUUUUGUUUCCAUUGAAACGCUUGUGUCCUUCGCUAUCCCCCCCUCCCUGUGCCACGGUGGCGCGACAUCGGCGACGUCAGAGCCCGGCGACAAGGCGUGUGCGGUCAAGCGAGCUGGCAAUCCAACUGUGCGUCGGCUGCACUUCACUCGAGAACGGCGACUCACCCCUGUCUUUGCCUUUCCCAAUGCGACAUUGUUCUUGCAGGUACUCUUUUCCUCCGGCAACAAGGUGCACCUCAUGACUCCAUGGGACAAGGAGGACACGACGACGAUUCUCAAGUCCUUUGGCUGGGUGAGCUUCCUCGCCGAUGCCAGGCGUGUGUCGGUGGUCCCAGGCUCCUCGCAGUUCAGUUUCAGCAGCCUUGGCAUUGACCCUGCGGACUACACACGUACCGUCCUCGUCGUGGAGCAUGCGUCGCGCUGGAGCAGCGCAACGACGAUGCAACUCAUCGAGGUCCGUCACAUGAGUGAAGGACAGGACGUGGCAGACUCCAUGGAGCUACUGUACGCUCUCUCGCGCUGCAUCCUCUUUUCCGAGUGGUACCUGCGCUACCCCUCCUCGUCCAUUGCCAGCUGCGCGGCGCUCAGUAACACGACCGUCUUUGCUUUCUGCCGCUUCUUACUGGACGGCGCUGCGCCGGAUGCCGACUUGAUGCGGCUGGUCUGUUAUCACGGAGGUCGCAUUGUGCACACAGCGGCAGAGGCUACUCACAUCCUUGCUCUCCCGCCUCCACCGGCCGAGCGCGGUGCGCCGUCGAGCACGUCCUCUUCGACUGCGUCGUCCUCCACGUCUUCUUCGGGUGACGACAGCGGAAGCGAGAGCGACGAGCCGGACUGUCGCGUCCACAGCACAAGCACGGACACCAGUGACGAGGGACGUGAGGACAGCACAUAUGUGCCACACGAGAAAAGUGGUGAGCGGCCAGUUGGCGAUAGCGAUGCGCGUCGCACAUCGUUCGUUGCGCCCGCGGUGGCCACAGAGGGAACAGCGUCCCUGUCAGCACCAGGGCCCUCUGCAACGACACCGCAGAGACCGGCAGCUGGACCCAGCUCGGAGACUCAUGCUGCGGUGGCUCAGUCGUUAUCCGUGGCCUCUUCUGCUGCCACAAACGCUUCUCUCCAGCCCGCGAUUGUGACACCGUCGUGGGUCCACCGGUGCAUUCGAGCACUGCGGCUUGUCCCCAUCGAUUGCGCACCAGCGACUACCGCGCCGAGCGCUGGCGAGGAGGAGGGGCAGGGACAGGGAGGGCCACACGGCGGCGGCAAGGCGGAGGCGGCACACACAACAGGUGCACUCCUUUCUGCACUACUACCCCCCGCUGAUGCCAGGCCCUUGCUUUGGACAACGCUUCACUCCAUCGCUUCUCAACAUGGCUACGACACAGCUGCGCUUGUACAGCACACCACCACUGCUUCGCCCUUCAAGACCGUGACGGCUGCAUGUGUCUUGGAGGCUUUGACGAGCCCCGUGUACAGCGACGUUGUCGAGGUGCGACUGCAACCUCCGCCGAUAGCCGGGAAGACGACCGACUCGUCCUCGACAUCCUCCCGCUCACGUGGGGUGCCUGUCACGCGGCGCACGCUGGACUCGCUGAAGCUGUCCACCGCUUCUUCAGAGCUGGGCCGCAUUGCACUUCACCGCUUCGAGCGGCGGCGCGACAAGGAGGCCGUCUUUGCCCAUCUGCAGCUCAUAGCCUCGCAGUUCCUCUACUCCUUUGACUACGUGCAGCGGCAGCGGUCGCAGUCGCUGCACUGCCACGGAGGCACUCAGACAAGCGGCGUACGACGCGCGUUCAUGGGCACCAUGACCGAGGCGCAGCAGCCACCGGCCUCGCGGCUGCUGCCGGCAAACGAGCAGGAGACAGCGGGAGCAAGGGAAACGGCCGCUGCGGUUACGGGCGAUGUUCCGCUCAAGGAGCGUGAUUCAGCCUCUUCGUCUGCGAUGACGGCGGCGGCCAAGGCGGUGGAGCCGAUCACGAGUGAUGCGGCCGGCGCCGUGGACGAGAAGGAGUGGCGGCAUCAUUUGAGGAACGUCGAGGGGAAGUUGCUCAUGUCGCACGCCCACGUAAGUGAGAUGAGCGCUAAUCAGACGAAGCACUUCAGGGAUGGCGGCCCACGCAGUCGAGGUGUCGGCGAUGCCGAGGUGUGCGCGAAGGCUGUGCGAGCACCUGCGACGCAGUACAUCGAGCACGUGGAGAAGGCUGGGCUGCCCACGGUGAUGAUGGAGGAAGCUUUCACCCUGGCUCCGCCGUAUUCACCGAAGAUCGUCGCGGAGACCUCCCGUGACGAGCUGCUGCCUGCUCGUCCACCACCGGCACCGUCUUUGUUGAAGCCCCCCUCUUCGCUGCUGCCUCUGCCGCCCAUGGCGAAAUCAAUCGUCAACGGACGUGGCGGGGCGGACGCCUCGUUUGCGGAGUUUACGGCGUGCUUCAUUCCGACCUCGGUCCUGACGGCUGAUCAGCAGUGCGACUUCUAUUCCUUUCUGUGCUCGCUGCCGCUCUUCGAUUCGGCCGAGCUCGGCAACAGCGUCGUCCGUGUCGCGGAUGGCGUGCGGUGUCGGUUCGCCAACCACAAAGGCGCGAAGGAUUUCCUGCGCAUUGAGUUCAUCGAGUUUCUCUCCCUGCACCUUCCCAUCUACCCCGCCCUGGACGACUCGAUCGACGUGGAGGAUCUUCACAAGACCAUCAUGGAUUUUCCAUUGCUGCCUCUGCCGACGGCGCCUGAGGUGUCGCACGAGGAAGCCCAGUCACUGUGGACGGCACCGGCGCCGCCUGAGGCUACAGCGUGCGCCUCGCCGCCAGCAGUGCGCCCGCACACCUCGUAUUCGAGUGAGACGGGCCUCCGUCCGCCUCGCCACAGCCCACGUCCACCGUCUGCCCACCCAAGAUCACCGACGAAUCUCGGAAGUGACCUCACCCCCGCAUCUCAUGCGGGGCCGCAUGCUUCUCGGUGCGAUCUUCGCGCCGAGAGUCGGUGGAAGCGCCAGCGCGACGACAACAUCGCCGAGGAAUCGCCGCUGCCCGACGAUCGCCACCGCUCCCGUGACCGAUACCGCGGUGACCGUCACCGCAGUUCUUCCUCGCGCCACGUGGAGUCUUCGUCCUCCUCUCACCGCCGUCAUUACGGCGACGACCGCGGCGACCGCCACAGACUCUUGCGAGACGACUCGGAUCGAGGCUCGCGUAGUAGCGGGCAUCAUCGACAACACAGCCGGCGCGGGCGGCGCUAG
This is a messenger RNA of Leishmania mexicana MHOM/GT/2001/U1103, 3249 nucleotides long. RefSeq lists its product as hypothetical. Bases 1 to 3249 code for a protein of 1082 amino acids. The record is from RefSeq and is a predicted model, not a curated record. NCBI's taxonomy places the organism in Eukaryota, Euglenozoa, Kinetoplastea, Trypanosomatida, Trypanosomatidae. The transcript has a single exon.